GCCAUGGUGUGGAUAGCGUAGUGUGUGCGUCGCUGUCAAUAUUCGUAGUUUUCUUUUCAAGAGGGGGCGGUUGUAUUUCGAGGAUGGAGGAGGACGAAUUCUUUGCUUACGAGCGUGGAGUCCUUGAGGCAUACUUUUCAGCACUGGGCCGCUUCAAUUUCGACAAAGCGAAGGAGAUUGUGGAGAAAGAGAGAGAUGUUACGGUGAAGUCCCUUCACUUAUUCAGCUGCGUCUUGACGGCGCUGUCGCAGUUAGCAGUGGCGGAAAAAUUGUACAUGUCUUUGCAGUAUGUAGUGCCAAAAAGCUUCCUUAGAAAAGAUACGUCGUUAAGAUCUAUCUACGAGGCCCUACGGGUUGAAUUCCACCGCUUGAAGGAGCAGGUGCCCUGCGUUACUCCUCCUUCAGCCAGCCCGUCGCCUUCAAACGCUUCACCUCUCCUGACACCCUCACCAUCGGCUGCUUCUUUGACGUCCAUGAACCCAGUGGCGGUCGUCGGCUCGUACCACAGCUCAUCAUCCACCCUGUCUCAGUCCCCUCCGCUACCAGCAAUAGGGUCGUUUCUAAGCCAUUUCUGCGGGCAGCUCUACACCUACGUGAUCGCACGUACAAAAGCCAUGGACUUCUACAGCAAACUCUACACUGCAAGUAAUGGGAAGAUGAUAAAGUUCAGGGACUUCUCGGCAAUGCUGAAUGAAAUCAUUGUACAUAAUCAGAAGCUCUUCCACCACCCCUUGUUGGUUCCAAUUAAGUCCUCAUUCAGCAUUGAACUGGAGGUCAUUCAUCACCUGCUGGAAGCACAAGUAAUUAUGUCCCAGUGGCAGUUUUUACAGUCACUGGUACAUCUUAGGGAAGCACAGGCGAAGCUUAGUGAAUGGAAUGCCAGCAUAGUCCAAUCCGACGCCCGUCGUCGAACAACUUCGCUGCUGCGUGCUGACAAGAUGCCAAGCCUAUUCACUUGGCUCAACCGGCUCUAUGCUGUCAUGAUUGCCAAGUUCUCAUUGUACUUCAACAGAAUUCUAAGUAAACAGACCACGCAUCAAGAAAUGAAGAAUUUGGGUAACAAGUUGACCAUAGAUUACUGUCAGAGGAUUGCAAUGUUCCACAAGUGGACGGACGCACUCUGCAUGGUGUUGUUAUUUGAUGCGGUUGGUGUGGAGAGCUACUAUGAGCAUGGUUACCGCCACCCAGACCACAAUGUGGAGGUUCCCAAAGGCAUAGACAAUUACCCAGCUAUCUAUUACUACCCCAGUACAUACCAAGAAAAGCAACAUAGGCCUAAUGUGAUCAUGAUCAUCAACAACAGGGCAGCAGAGCUCAAUAAUGAAGGAAUUGUGUGCUUCUAUGACACACAUGUGGACACAACCUACUUUUUGACGAAGCUGGAUCAACGAGUGACCCUGAUAGCAAUUUAUGGAUCGCAAAAGUAUGAGCGAGACGCACGCAUUGUGGGCUUCAUGCAAGAUCUAGCGCAGGAACUUCGUGGCAAUCAUGUCUUUUCGGCGUUAAAACCUGGAAACAAAUAGACGCCAUUGACUCAUUGUGAAUGACCACAGUGUGCAGUGUUCACAUUCAUGUCAACUCUGCUUCGUAAACCUCUUUUCCCACUGCAGUGGAAGGCAUCAAUUUUUUUAUUAGGUGGUGCACUGCUGCACAAGUGGUAUAACCAAAGUGAUUAUGUAAUGGAAGCAGCACUUGACCUCAUCUUCAAGAGCAUGGUACACUGUGAUGUAGAAAGCGAAUUAUUUAAAAUGUUUUUCUUGUUAA
This is a messenger RNA of Ornithodoros turicata, 1764 nucleotides long. Its product is annotated as KICSTOR subunit 2-like. Gene Ontology annotation, biological process: cellular response to amino acid starvation; protein localization to lysosome; cellular response to glucose starvation. The record is from RefSeq and is a predicted model, not a curated record. The transcript is spliced from 10 exons. Gene Ontology annotation, cellular component: KICSTOR complex. The coding region runs from base 84 to 1523 and encodes 479 amino acids. NCBI's taxonomy places the organism in Eukaryota, Metazoa, Arthropoda, Arachnida, Ixodida, Argasidae.